Molecule: messenger RNA, 1188 nt
Organism: Colletotrichum truncatum
Lineage: Eukaryota; Fungi; Ascomycota; Sordariomycetes; Glomerellales; Glomerellaceae
Product: urea transport protein
Source: RefSeq, a predicted model, not a curated record
AUGACGAACCCCCUACCAGAAAGCCCCUCGAUUCUCGACAGAAUAGCCCAUCUCCCGGUCGAAAUCCAACGGAGCAUCAUCCUCGAAAUUUUCUCAGGGAGCAGUGCAUGCGCCCUCGCCCUCUUCGUCCCGGACUGGGACGUCUGCGCGCACGGAAGCGACCAGGUGAACGGCAUCUACGACUUGCAGCGUACAGACGUCUACAGGAGAGGCGUGGGCGGCGCGCGCGGGACGUUCGCCUCUGGCGUAAGUCACUGCGAAGAUGACCACAUGUCCUUCACCCUGGAAAGCGACAUGGACCCGCACGCAGCAGCGCAUGUGCUAACGGAACAGCUCGCGAAGAGAUUCCCCGCAGCCGCGACGUGGGCGUUGCGCGAUCUGGGACGGACCAGACUUUGUCGCUUCCAGCAGCGUCUACCGCGGGAGCCGGACGACGAUAUAGGUAAGUACAUGUCGACGGGCGCGCUGGUGUUUGGCGAGGAGGACAACCAGACGGCGCGUGGCGACGUCCUCUGUAGUAGUAGUGGAACGGGAACGGGCUCGCAGAUGUGCGAGGCGCCGCGGCAUCUGAUGUUCAACAGCGUACCUAGAGAUCCGUGGCUCCGGCUUAGAUUGCGACGGAACCCGGAGGCUAAGCUCGGGUUCGGGAUGAGACUCCUCGUCGAGACGGCCGAGGAUAUAGUAGAGGUCGAUUGGGCCGUCAUGCCGCAGCUCGAGACCGUCUUCCUUGAUCUGCGAUCAUACGGGCGGGGACCGAUGGAAGAGGCAGGUAUCCGGAAAGGCGCGGCCAGGAUGUGUUGUUGCCUUGGGCUACAGUGUCUGGUCAUUGCGGGAUUGCGGAGCGGGACGAGGUACGCGCGGUCCCCGGGAUGGGAAGCUUGCGACUGGGAGACGGAUGACAGGGAGGUUGAUGGCGGGGUGAACUGGGUCAAGGCGUUUUGCGGGGCGGUUCGGGAGGGCGGUCGGUUGGUGUUCAUUGAUAGGAGAAUCCUCGAAGUGAACUGGCGGGACUGGAGGACGCGGGCCGAGAGCUCCGGCCUCCUGUUGCCCGGGACCGAGAAGACGCAGUUUCGAGGACACGGCGAAGGUGCGUAUCUGGCGCACGUCGAGAAGGUGUUGGAUCACGGGGGGAGGGGAGGGGGAGGGGGAGACCGCGACACAAGCGGACGGACAGACAGAGACAGGUAG